UCAAUACAUAUGUAUGUAUAAGAGACACGUUGUACCACUAAAAACGUCUGUCUGCUUUAUGGAGCUUCACACGAGUAUUUACAAUCACGUGCGACAUUUGUGCUCGAUUAAAUAAAUACCUAUGCUGACGCGAGUAUUUGCGAAAAACCGAUCAAGGAGACAUUUAAUUUUCCCGGCUGCGCAAGUGCCACUGCAUGCCAUUUUCAUUAAUAAAUUGUCUUAACUUGUAGAUCGACAAGCAACAAUUUAAGUGUUAAUUUUGCUGAUUUGAUACUGAAGUUUAUGUUGUCUAAAUAUUAUUGGAAGAUGUGGGCUAGGGUUCCAUUGCUGAGAACAGCUGCAAAAGCUCAGUUGUUGAAUAAUUCUCUAGGGACUACUUGCAAAGUUACAACCAUGUCUAAGUUUGAUUUGCCUGAUCGUUUCGUGGGAAAUGACAAGUCUGUCUGGGUUGAGUAUAUUGAGCUUUCAUUGAAGUACAAGCCACUCAAUCUUGGACAAGGAUUUCCAGAUUUUCAUGCUCCAGAAAGUGUGAGGCAGGCUUUGGCUAAAACUACCCUUGGUGAAAAUCCUCUUCUAAAUCAAUAUACAAGGGGUUUUGGUCAUCCAAGAUUAGUCAAUGCUCUUGCCAAAUUGUAUUCAAAGCUCAUAAACAGAAAUUUGGAUGCAAACAGUGAAAUUCUUGUCACAGCUGGAGCAUACGAAGCUCUGUAUGCCACACUUCAAGGUCAUACCAAUCCAGGAGAUGAAUGGAUUGUUAUUGAACCAUUUUUUGAUUGCUACGAACCUAUGAUAAGGGUAGCUGGAGGUGUCCCUAGGUUCAUACCAUUAAAACCGACAAAAACCAGUGGUAAAAUUUCAUCUAGUGAUUGGAAAUUCGAUGAAAAAGAAAUGGAAAGUUUGUUCAAUGAGAAAACAAAGGGUAUCAUUGUGAAUACUCCGCACAACCCCAUAGGCAAAGUAUUCACGCGUGAUGAAUUACAAUUCAUUGCUAAUUUGGCAAAAAAAUGGAAUACACUUGUAGUAUCAGAUGAAGUGUACGAGUGGUUGGUUUAUAAACCAUAUGAACACAUAAGAAUUGCAUCACUACCUGAUAUGUAUGAAAGAACAAUUACAAUUGGUUCCGCUGGCAAAACUUUCAGUGUUACUGGUUGGAAGACUGGCUGGGCUUAUGGACCAGCAAACCUUAUGAAAAAUUUACAAAUCGUUCAUCAGAACUCACUUUACACUUGUACAACUCCACUCCAGGAAGCAGUUGCUAUAGGAUUUGAAGAAGAGCUGAAAAAGUUUGGACAACCAGACUGUUAUUUUACAAGUCUUGCAGAAGAAUUAAUGCCGAAACGAGAUUACAUGGCAAAGUUUUUAUCUGAAGUUGGCAUGUAUCCCACAGUACCUGAGGGAGGAUAUUUUAUGGUAGCAAAUUGGACUGCUUUAAAAGACAAAGUUACGUUGGAGGAAGAAACUGAUACUUACAAAGAUUACAAGUUUACUAAAUGGAUGACGAAAAAUGUUGGAAUUCAAGGCAUACCACCCUCAGCAUUUUAUAGCGAGGAACACAAGUAUUUAGGAGAAGAUAACGUCCGGUAUUGUUUUAUCAAGAAAGAUGAAAACCUCAAACAAGCAGAAGAAAUUUUAAUGAAGUGGAAAUCGCAAAAAUGAAACAAGUUUACAGGUAAAGUACAAUACUGCCACAUGUUUUGUGAUUAAAGCUACGAAAAACUUGUACAGAGCUUACUUACAAAAAAUUUUGAAAGUUUUUAUUUUUUUACAUUGGAAAAAUUAUUUUCCUACCAUGUAAAACCUUUAUCCCUUAUCAACAGAAUUAUAUUGUAUAGGCAAUUUGUCAAAAUGUUAAUAAAAAAACGAUUAUAGUAA
Molecule: messenger RNA, 1872 nt
Organism: Copidosoma floridanum
Lineage: Eukaryota; Metazoa; Arthropoda; Insecta; Hymenoptera; Encyrtidae
Gene: Kyat
Product: Kynurenine aminotransferase
Biological process (GO): biosynthetic process
Cellular component (GO): cytoplasm; mitochondrion
Molecular function (GO): pyridoxal phosphate binding; L-kynurenine:2-oxoglutarate transaminase activity
Source: RefSeq, a predicted model, not a curated record